CAGGCGAACAGUCCACCACAGCCAUGGCAGGCAGACCCGGAAAGAUCGUGCCCUUAUUCAUCGCGUCGAUCGGCAACCCGGCGCCGGCCUACGCAAACACACUGCACAGCGCGGGGCACACGGCGCUCGAGCAGAUCCGCGUAGUGCGGGGCUUUGCGCCGUUCCGGAAAGACAGCGCGGCGGGGGCGGCGGGGCGGGGCGGGCUGAUAUCGCGGCAGAGCGACCCGGUGGCGCCGGGCUUCAGCUGGCUGCCGGGGAUUCUGGCGCCGGGGUCGAGCAAGACGGAUCGGUUGGGGCGGGAGCCGGUGAAGGAGGGCGAGGAGGACUGGACGCUGUGGCAGAGCACCAGCUUGAUGAAUGUUAGUGGGAAGGGGCUUGGGCAGGCGUACGGCAAGUGGAAGAGGGCGAAUAAGGAGGGCCAGUUGGUUGUGCUGCAUGAUGAGUUGGAGAAGGCGUUGGGGAAGGCGACGUUUAGGAGGGGCGGGAGCGCGCGGUAAGUUUUUCUUCAUUUUCUCUUUUCUAUUCUUCUUCUACUGCUGCUUCUGCUUUCACUUCUUCAUUCUCCUGCGUCCGUCCGCUAGCCGUGUCCGCGGCGGUGGCGCCGUUUAUGAAAAAGAAAGAGAGAAAGAGAGAGGGAGAGAGAGAUGGAGGGACGGGGCCCAAGUGCUGACCAUUGUCUUUUUCUCCCCACGAGCAGCGGCCAUAACGGCCUCAAGAGCAUCAACGUCCAGCUGAGCAACAUGCCCUACGCGCGCAUCGGCCUCGGCAUCGGCCGCCCCG
Molecule: messenger RNA, 780 nt
Organism: Aplosporella prunicola CBS 121167
Lineage: Eukaryota; Fungi; Ascomycota; Dothideomycetes; Botryosphaeriales; Aplosporellaceae
Exons: 1
Coding region: 24-497 (157 amino acids)
Molecular function (GO): peptidyl-tRNA hydrolase activity
Source: RefSeq, a predicted model, not a curated record